Molecule: messenger RNA, 1691 nt
Organism: Thamnophis sirtalis
Lineage: Eukaryota; Metazoa; Chordata; Lepidosauria; Squamata; Natricidae
Gene: CYP8B1
Product: cytochrome P450 family 8 subfamily B member 1
Molecular function (GO): iron ion binding; sterol 12-alpha-hydroxylase activity; heme binding
Source: RefSeq, a predicted model, not a curated record
GCGGCUGGCAUUGAGCCGCACACACUCAUCAAGAUGACCUUCUGGGUGGCAGUUGCGGUUGCCUUGGCGGUCGGCCUUUUGGGGCUCCUCUACCUGGCGGGCUCCUUCCGCCAAAGACGAGCUAACGAACCCCCUUUGGACAAAGGACUCAUUCCAUGGCUGGGACACGCAGUGUACUUCCGAAACGACAAUAUGGAAUUCCUGAAAACCAUGCAGAAGAAACAUGGGGACAUCUUCACCACCUUGAUCGCAGGAAAUUAUUUCACCUUCUUGAUUGACCCCUUUUCCUUCGGUGCCAUCGUCAAGGAAGCCCGGAGUAAACUGGACUUUAUUUCGUUCGCGGCCGAGCUCGUCCUCAGGGUGUUUCGAUUCGAGGCAAACCACGAGUCUCACAAGAUCAUUGAAGUCUCCAGCGCGAAGCAUCUGAAGGGAGAGGGCCUGGUGGUGAUGACCCAAUCCAUGAUGGACGCCUUGCAGACCGUCUUAUUCCAGUGGCAAGGAACCUCCACAGAAGAUCCAAAAUCCUGGAAGGAGGACGGCCUGUUCCACUUUUGUUACAACAAGGUCUUCCGAGCUGGGUAUCUGGCUUUGUUCGGCAUCGAACCAAGCGAUAAACAAAAAGAGAAAUCCAAAAAGGAAGAUGAGCAGCAUACCGAAGAUGUCUUCGUCGAAUUUCGCAAGUACGACAAGCUCUUCCCGCGCCUCUCAUAUGCCUUGUUGACCCCGCCGGAGUGGGGCCAAGUGAAGAAGAUCUGGAACUACUUCUGGCAGAUGCUUUCAGUGAAGAACGUCUACAAGAAGGACAACAUCAGCCGGUGGGUCAGCGACCAGUCUCAACAGCUGGCCGAAAGUGGGGUCUCUGAGGAAAUGAGGGACCGGUUCAUGUUCCUGCUCCUUUGGGCCGCUCAAGGUAACACCGGCCCAGCUUCCUUCUGGCUCCUGGUGAACCUGAUGAAGCACCCAAAAGCCAUGGAGGAGGUCAAGAAGGAGAUUGAGGAGGUGGUGAAGAAGUCAGGCCAAGACCCAGCCUCCCGCCAGAAGCCCUUCAAUGUCACCAAGGAGAUGCUGAGCCAAACUCCCAUCCUGGACAGCGCCGUAGAGGAGACCCUGAGGUUGGCGACGGCCCCGCUGUUGGUCCGGCUGAUUUUAGAAGACAUGGACCUCAAGCUCCACAAUGGGAAGACCUACAAGCUGCGCAAAGGCGACAAAAUCUGCCUCUUCCCUUACCUCUCGUCCCACAUGGACCCCGAAAUCCACCAGGACCCCCAGGCCUUCAAGUACGACCGUUUCCUCAGCCAAAAUGGCAACAAGAAGGAAUUCUUUAAGAACGGUGAGAAGGUAAAGUAUUACGCCAUGCCUUGGGGUGCUGGGACCUCCAUGUGUCCCGGCCGCUACUUCGCCACCAACGAAAUCAAACUUUUCGCCUUCCUGAUGCUGGCUUGUUACGAUCUGGAGCUGAUCAAUCAGCAGGAAAAGAUCCCGGCCAUAAACAAGACCCGCUACGGAUUUGGGGUGUUGCAACCUAUGAAUGAUAUCCAGUUUAGGUACCGUUGCCGAUUCUAAAAGCAGAGGCAGAAAUCAAUCGGCACACAAUAAUCCAAGAUAACCAGGGAGAUUUCACCGGUGAAUUGGUUUGCCUUUAUGUUAGGGAAUUCAAUCUCUCUCUCUCUCUCUCUCUCUCUCUCCCUCCC